AUGUUUAAGAGAGUCACCAAAGCCAUAGCAAAUCAAAUGGAUUCAACGGGAGACCUGAUCCCAGUCCCCAGCAUCUUGGACAAUGAACAUUUCAGACCCCUCUGCCUAGUGGUAAGAAAAAGAAAAACCACAUUCCACCCAUCUCCCUCCUACAAACAGACGUGGUACAGACUCGAAGACAUGCUGCUGCCUGGAGAAGGCGAUAAAAGCACAGAACUCCCCUUUCCCAGUGGAGGUGGUGAGGAUUCAAUGCAAGUUACAGUCCAAGAAAGCACCAGUGACAGAAUGGACGGGAACCUGCACCUUCGUGUGUACUCUGUAAGCAAAGAGAUUAAAAUAGCUGUCUCCAUCUCCAAAGAGUUGGCCAUCAAAACGGAGAAGAACCACAUUACACUACAAGCACUUGACUGUCUGAAAAUAAAGAGAAAAAUCAACAUGAAUCACUCCUUCAUUCGACAACUACAGAAAACAGAACAAGAGUUAUACGUGGUUCACGAAACGAUUGCAGCCUCAGAGGCGGCCAGCUACGAGGAAUCCAUCAAGGGAGAGGGGAGCUUCAUGAUCCAGCUCUACGCCAAGUUUUGCGCAGAGGGCUCCAGAGAGCGCAAACAGAGCAUAACUAUUCCCAAGGGCUGCACCCUGGCCUUCAAGGCGAUCCAGCUGGCCAUUAUGGACAGAUCAUGGGAUCUUUACUAUUCCAGUCUAAGCAGCAAAUCACUGUUGGCAUCUGAUGGUUUCUCACAAGGAAAACUAGGAGAAGUGGAGAAAGAAGUUAAAGAGAACUGUCACAUUCUCUCCCAGUUGUCCUCUGACCUGUUCAUCGUAUUUUUAAAAGCCAUCAAAGCUGCAAUGAGAGACAGGAACCUCUUUGAAGAGCUGACCCGGAAAAUGGAAGCAGUUCUUGAUGAAACUGGUAGUUGUGAGUUGAAAACAGAAAGCCCGGAGUUAAAAGACCUGUUGAGCUGCUUGCAGAACACUUCAAGACAUCUUCUCCCUCAGCUGGCAGGAGCAGUCACCUACACCCUCGAUGCAUUAGAUGAGCUCACGGAGGAUCAGCUGCUGCUAUUGCUGGAGUCCUUGGAAGAGAAGAUUGUGUCCCAACAGCUUAAGCUGGUUUCAAGCAUCUUGAAGCAUGGGAAGGGGAGUUUCAGCGUGUGUGCCAGGCUCCUCUCCUUCGCACAAGAGAGGCAACAAAAAUUAACCAUUGCCAUGGUCGAGAUGAGCGGAGCAAAGCUCCGGGCAGAUGGAUCUGCUCUGUGCCCAGAAGAAGCCCUCCCAGCCAUAGCUGCCCUGUGCGUGUCUCUGUACGUCCUCAAUCUUCUGAGUAACUCAGAUUAG
Mesitornis unicolor (brown roatelo) is the source of this 1338-nucleotide messenger RNA. RefSeq names its product gasdermin-A-like. Bases 1 to 1338 code for a protein of 445 amino acids. Gene Ontology annotation, biological process: defense response to bacterium; pyroptotic inflammatory response. Gene Ontology annotation, molecular function: phosphatidylserine binding; phosphatidylinositol-4-phosphate binding; phosphatidylinositol-4,5-bisphosphate binding. The record is from RefSeq and is a predicted model, not a curated record. The transcript has 9 exons. Lineage: Eukaryota; Metazoa; Chordata; Aves; Mesitornithiformes; Mesitornithidae.